ACUUUUCGUACACAAAUCUCUCUAUUUGUUUGGGUUUGUUCUCACCAAUCUCUCACCAAACAUUGCUACUUGGAAAAAUAAAUAACCCAACAAAUCUCACAACGAAAAAUACACAGUUUUCUUGACCUCAAAACAAGAAAAGAAAAGAAAAGUGUGGAGAUGGAGAAUAGUAGUAAUCAGCAAUCGUUUUGGCAGUUCAGCGACCGAUUGAGAGUGGAGACGCUGCAGAAUAAUCUGUCGUUGAACGACUCGAUCUGGAGCACAAACUCUGUCUUCAGACAACGCAACGAAGAGCGUAGAAACUUGGACAUCGCCGCAGACAAGAACCAUAUCGAGUAUCUGAAUCAGAACAGCAGCAGCAAGACUUAUUCCGACAUCAACAGCUGGAAGUCGAGCUCCAAAGGAUUCGGACCCGUGGGCUCAAAAUCGAUCUCAACCGUCAAUCUAAACCCAACCGACAAAUUCAACGACACCUGGAAGUUCAACUCUGUUGACGUCAACGGUGAUUUCAACAAGGGGAUAUAUUCGAGCUAUGAUGGCUUCAACGUGGAUCUGAAGAACAAGGGUGAGGAUCAUCAUCACCAUCAGCAGCAGCAGCAUCAGAUCCUUUUGAAAGCAGGAGGAGGAGGAGGGAAGAAGAACAGAAAGAAUCAGAGUCAUCAGAAGAAGAACAAUAACAACAACAACAACGAAGAUGGUUUGGGUUUGGACAAGAGGUUUAAGACACUUCCUCCGGCGGAGGCUCUGCCGAGGAACGAGACCAUCGGUGGUUACAUCUUCGUCUGCAACAACGACACCAUGGAGGAGAAUCUCAAGCGCCAGCUCUUCGGGUUGCCGCCGAGAUACAGGGACUCGGUGAGAGCCAUCACUCCGGGUCUUCCUCUCUUCCUCUACAACUACUCCACCCACCAGCUUCACGGUAUUUACCAGGCGGCCAGCUUCGGAGGAACAAACAUUGAGCUCUCUGCUUUUCAAGACAAGAAAUGUCCUGGCGAAUCCAGAUUCCCUGCUCAGGUCAGGGCCAUUACUCGCAAAGUCUGUUUGCCCCUCGAAGAAGAUUCCUUCCGUCCCAUUCUCCAUCACUACGACGGCCCCAAGUUCCGCCUCGAACUCACCGUCCCUGAGGUGCUUUCUCUGUUGGACAUUUUUGCUGAGCAAAACCCUUGAUUUUGUUGGGAGAGUAAUAUAAUAAACACACAAAAUAUCCAGUGGUUGGUGACUUUAUUAUGUAAUAAUCCAGUAAAAAGAGAGAGAGAGAGAUCUACAUGCCCGAUUAUAUAAGGAAGUAGUAUUUGUCUCAAGAAGAUGGUGGUUCUUCUUCGGUUUUUUUUUUCUUUUAAUAUAUAUGUUUCUAAAGUAGUUUCCAUACAAGAGAGGAUCUAUGUGAAAUUAGAAGAUGGGUUAUUUUGGUCUAGGGGAUAAAAAAAAAUUAAUCUCCCACUUGUUUGUGUAAAGUAAAUAAAGUUUCAUGUGUAUACCCAAAAAUUGAGACCGAUCCGUUUAUGUAUAUUGUUCUUUCUUCCCA
Molecule: messenger RNA, 1525 nt
Organism: Eutrema salsugineum
Lineage: Eukaryota; Viridiplantae; Streptophyta; Magnoliopsida; Brassicales; Brassicaceae
Product: B2 protein
Exons: 2
Coding region: 160-1167 (335 amino acids)
Biological process (GO): response to endoplasmic reticulum stress
Source: RefSeq, a predicted model, not a curated record